AUGAGUUCUUCGCGCGCAGUUCAUCAUUUUGUAUCCCCUGAGAGAGAGGUCAAUGCCGGCAUCUGGUCCCUUUUCGGCGGUGCGACUGUAUGUCUCGUUCUUCGACUUUGGUGCAAGCUGAGGAGACAAGGCCUUUGGUGGGACGACUAUAUACUCAUACUUUCCUGGGUGGUUCUUCUAACAACCGACAUCUUUAUAUCCUACGAAUUUGCGACCGGAUAUGUCGUCAAGACUUGGAAUGAUCGAAUGUUGAUUCUCGUAUCCAUAUCAUCCUGCCUCACUACCGCCGGCCAAACAUGGAGCAAAUCCGCCUUUGCAGUAACUCUUCUAAGGAUGACAAACAACUGGCAAAAAUUUAUUUGCGUAGCCACCCUCAUCAUCCUCAACAUCUUCCUCGUCCUCAAAGUCUUUGUAGAUUGGUCCAAAUACUGUGGUAAAUCCGGAUAUCAGAACUGGUGGAGGAUGCCUGGUUUCUGUGUUGAUUACCAAGCAGCAGCUAACAUCAAGGUUGGGGGAAAUAUCUUCAAUAUUGUGGCGGACUUUGUACUGGCUCUAUUCCCAUGGAUGGUCACAUGGAAAUUGAAGAUAUCUUUGAAAGAGAAGAUCGCUCUUUGCAUCACGAUGAGUCUUGGGGUUGUGGUCGCUAUCAUCUCAGCUGUAAGAACUGCUUGGAUGGAGAAUCCAAGUGUCGAUGCCUAUAAUGAUUAUUAUUUUUGGCGCCAAGGACUAUCCAUGGUCUGGUAUUCUGCCGAGGUCGCUGGCACCAUCAUUGUGCAAUCCAUCCCGCUAAUGCGACCCCUCGUAAACGACAUGCACACCUCUCUCGCCUCCAAAAAGCUAGGAUCCGGCGCCGACGGCAAAAGUUACGGUCCGGGAAAAUCAAACAAGAGUACGAACCGACGAACUCUUACUCUUAUCUUGCAAGGAUGUGAUGUGAAAGAUGACGAAAAUGAUGUAGAAGAUCAGAAGAGAGUCGAUGUUGAUCGAAUGCAUCUGACUCAGGAUGAGAAUGGGAAGAUUGUACUUAGGAGGAGAACCGACUCGGGGGGAGAUGUAAACGCGUAUCAGAAUAGUCGCGUGAAGAGUUCUGCUAGGAGAUUGGAAGAGGAGGAAAUUGGAUUGACGGAGGAUCAAAAGGACAGGAUGGUGGUGAGUAGUGAAUACCACGCUAAUGGAGGAUCUUUGGAGGAUAUUCCGGAGUAUCAUGCUCAUAGAGGACCAUUGGAGGAAAUCCCCGAGUAUCAUGCUCAUAGAGGACCAUUGGAGGAAAUUCCCGAGUAUCAUCCUCAUGGAGAGCCGUUGGAAGAGAUACCCGAAUACCGUACGAUUGGAGGCAAGGAGCAUAUCCCCAUGACGGAAUUCCAUGCUGUCACUUGUUAA
Molecule: messenger RNA, 1380 nt
Organism: Botrytis deweyae
Lineage: Eukaryota; Fungi; Ascomycota; Leotiomycetes; Helotiales; Sclerotiniaceae
Exons: 4
Coding region: 1-1380 (459 amino acids)
Source: RefSeq, a predicted model, not a curated record